Messenger RNA from Exophiala spinifera, 783 nucleotides. RefSeq lists its product as uncharacterized. NCBI's taxonomy places the organism in Eukaryota, Fungi, Ascomycota, Eurotiomycetes, Chaetothyriales, Herpotrichiellaceae. The record is from RefSeq and is a predicted model, not a curated record. The coding region runs from base 1 to 783 and encodes 260 amino acids. The transcript is spliced from 3 exons.
AUGGAGACGCGGCUUGGAUACACAAUUAGCUCGCUCAACUACCCUCACGAUGCCUCGAACCGACUAUACAGCGAUCUCACAAUAGUUCCAGAGAGCGCGUAUGAGAGAGCCCAAAAGGAAAUCGAACAGCUUGAAUCCGGGGAUCGCCAUGACUUCCAAUCUUUGUUGGGCGAGAAAUUUCCCGCACUUGAUGUUCCUCAGACAAUUAUGUGGCGUGGGGAUAUGGUGACAUUUCGUCGCAGGAGCCAUGUUGGCUUCUACGUCUUCACAGGCGAUGUCCAUUAUAAGUUUGGGCUUGACGUCCAUUUCCUGUUAACUAACGCGGAAGUUUUCGAGAGUAUGAUGUCCUACAAGUGCACCCCCCCUUCAACUAUCGAUCCAGGCCCGAUUCUCGCUAGACUGCCUCCAGAGAUACUCGAAAGAAUAUUAUCACUUUCAAUGCCUAAGGGUAGGUGGAAUGCUGCCGACGUGGAAGAUACCAAAUCAGACUUGCUUCCUCUGGGGAAUUUGAGUGGCUUUCAUUUCCCGUUGAGCAGUCUGCCGAUUCUCAAGGUUAGUAAAAGCAUUCACAGCCGCGCGCUGCCCUUGGUGUAUCGUGCAACCGAGUUCCAAUUGGAAGAUAUGGAUACAGUCAUCAGACUUCUUAUGGCCAUCGGCAGCAUUGAACGAGACAACAUCGAAUCACUUGAAUUUUCCUGGCAAAGCAGAAGCGACUUUCAACUUUGGCCGCCCGGAUCCUCGAAACCACCGAUCGCCCAUGGAAAUUACCAGAGCUCCAUGUGA